Molecule: messenger RNA, 471 nt
Organism: Seminavis robusta
Lineage: Eukaryota; Bacillariophyta; Bacillariophyceae; Naviculales; Naviculaceae
Source: the annotation of a GenBank genome assembly
AUGGCAGCAUCUUCGAUCCAGAACCUUUGGUCCUCAGUUGUGGCAAGCUUGGAUGACGAAGCACAACACCAGCAACAGGCACAAAAAAACCACCAGCCAUAUCAGGGCGACGUGGAGCACGACGCGGCAUUAGCACAUCAGCUCCAACAAGAAGAACGAGACGCUCAAUACGCACGACACAUUGAGCAGCAUGAACAGGACGCGUCCCUUCCAGAGGCCAUUCCUGUCGUUCCUGUCAGCCCAAUUACGGUUCCAAUAGCACCGCCCCCAACCGGCAUCAUCAUCAUCCCCGUACAUGCACCAGCAACCAUGAGUGGCGACGACCACCAUACUAAAGAUAGUCGCUGCAACCAGUGUCUCCGUAUCACCACUCACUUGACUUUGUGGGUGGCGAUUGUGCCUGCGGCGGCACUUGGCGCAUACGUUGCGGUUGCGAUAGUUUUGUUGUUGACGGGAGUUUGGGGGAUCUGA